AUGUCGGACCUCCGCGGCGCAGGGCGGCCGGGGGAUGAUGGGAAAGAAAACCGCAAACGAAGGCAGAGGAGUGAGCCAGCCUGCGGGGCUCUGAGUGGAUGGCAAAUCGCCUCCAACAGCCGCUGCCUUGCAUGCGGGAGACUUGGGUCCAUGUGUGAUUGCAACAAGACCAAGAUCGACCCCCAACUCAAGCGGCGGAAACUCGACAGCAUCCUCCAGCACACACCGUACGUUCGCUGCAAGCAGCUUAGAGCAUUAGACGAGAUUUCGCGGGAGGAGUCAAAGUACCGUCGUCGUCUCGUGGAUCGCUGGGGGGAUGAGGUGGAAUUGAUUAGGCAAGUGGCCUUCACGCAUCGCCGCAUUCUCUUACUGCUCUUGCAAGAGACGGCCAGUCGUGAAGCGUUGCUGGCGGCGGAGCGCAAGGCGUGGUUGGAGGGGAUGGCCGCUGGGGAUCGGCACAUUGUUUUGUUCGCCACUUCCAGCCAUGAGCGCGAGGAACGGUGGCGGUUGUAUGCCGCAGCGCAAAGGGAGGUGCAAGUACUAAUGACGUGGCAUGGCGCAAUGUUUGACUGUCUCAGUUUGAAAACUCGAGAGGCGGCGUUUCGCGACGCACUCGUGAACCACGAGGCUGCGGCACGUGCGGCGCUCAUCAGCCACAAUUUUGAGCUUCUAAAUCGCAUGGACGCCGAUGCGAGGGAGCGUCGUUCUCUUUACGAGGUAUUUCGGGAGCGGCGUGAGCAGCUUGUGACGGAGUGGCAGGGAGGGACGGAGGUUCUUCGGAGCGCCAUUGUGAUGGACCAGCGCCGAGUUGCGUGGAUGAUGCAGGGGAGAGUUCAGAUGUGCGAGUUGUGUGAGCGGCAGAGGGCCAAGCUGAGCGCAGAGGAGGAAGAAAGCAGAAUGCGUGUGUACGGGCUUGCACGAGAAGAGCUCCAUACAGUGAUGGAGAGGGGACGAGUAUGUGAGGAGCAGCGCAGCGCCUUUGUUCAACAAGAGGCGGGCGCUCGCAACGCCAUUAUGCAGGACGAGGCAGCUGCUUGCAAUGCGCUGGGGUUGGUUUUUACGCACGGUGCAAAGGAAGCUCUUGAAACGGAGCAGUUGAAGUAUGAGCAACGCGGGGCGGCGCUUCACGCGGCCAUUCACCAAUUAAAGAGCAUCGUUGAAGAGGAGGCAGCUGCCUUUGCUUCACUCAACGCACAGGAGCACCGCGAGAAGGAUCUGUGCUACCAGUGGAUGUUUGAAAAGGGGAGGCAGCGCAAGGAACUGGAGCAUGUGGCUUUUCAUCACCUGCGGUUAGUGGUGGAAGAAGAAGAAGUGGCGCGGCAAGCAGCCUUAACAUCAAUGCAAGAGGAAGAAGUAGGAAUUGCUGCGUGUCUUCAACACAAGACGCGAAUGCUGCGGGAAUUGGUGGAUACAGCACUCGGUCAGAAGGGGGAAAUACGUUUGCAGGAGCAUGAGCAGCGUUUUGCACUGGUGUCACACAAGGCUGGGCAAGAAGACGCCGUGCGUCGAUGGAUUGAGAAUAAGGAAUGUGUGCGACAGUCACUCAUGGCAGAGGAGACGACGCACCGCAUUCACACAGUAGAAACGGAGCACGCUGCACGAGAAGAACUCAGCUGGCGCUUUGACACUGGGCAGGAUGCCUGUCAAGCGCUCAUGCAUGAACGAAUUGAGAAACAGAGGGCAUUUCAGCAGAAGGCACUGCAGGUGCUGCAUGAUAUUUUGGAGCAGGAAACCAGUGCGAGGCUUCUCAUGUGGCGUCUUGUUCAGGAUGACAGGGAAAGAGCCACUCACGAAUCGAAUCACCGGCAGAUGCUUGAGAUGUGUAAUGCGGAAGCAGAGUACCGUACAUACGUUGUACAGCAGGAGGUCCGCCACCGUGAGAGCAUUGCCACACAGAUGCAUCUUCAGGAAACUUUCUUUACAAAAGAGGCACAGGAGCUGCUCAAGGCACGAAUUUGUGAGCUUGUAGCUAUUGAAGAAAGUCAGCGUAUUGUGUUUUUGCGUCUUUACUCAGAGGCUACAGAGCUGCUCUACUUCGCCUCUCGACAAUCCUGGGAGGAGGCGGAGCGGUGUAAGAAGGAACGUGUGCUUGCGGAGCUGCGUGACCGCGAAGUGGCUCUGGUAGAGGACGCACGCGUGUAUCGCGAGGAUGAAUUACUUGUCUUUUGCCACGUGGAGCCUUUAUCGCAAGAGCUCCACGAUCCAGCUGCGGCCCCUUUGACGCAGGAGUCCUGGAAUGCGCAGCGAGAGCUCAUUUUUGCUGAGCUUAGCGGGGAUAAAGACGAUGUUGCCUCACUCACACCCGCAGCCGUUGGAUUUUUGGCCGGUGCCAUCGACGCCGUCAGCAGGCGGGAGUCGUCGCUCACGGCUGCGCUGCAUCAGGCGGAGGUGGCGCUCAAGGAGGCCAGUAAGAAGGUGAUCCACCAAAGGCAACUUCUCUCCAACACAAAGGAACGAUGGGAAGAGUUAAAAAAAAACUGGACCGUGACGCUCUUGAACACGAAACACGCGUGGCGAUGCACCGCAACACACGACAGAGGGAUGAGGGGCAGUUAG
This is a messenger RNA of Trypanosoma rangeli, 2556 nucleotides long. RefSeq lists its product as uncharacterized. NCBI's taxonomy places the organism in Eukaryota, Euglenozoa, Kinetoplastea, Trypanosomatida, Trypanosomatidae. Bases 1 to 2556 code for a protein of 851 amino acids. The transcript has a single exon. The record is from RefSeq and is a predicted model, not a curated record.